This is a messenger RNA of Oryza sativa Japonica Group (Japanese rice), 2504 nucleotides long. Its product is annotated as heterogeneous nuclear ribonucleoprotein 1. Gene Ontology annotation, molecular function: mRNA binding. The record is from RefSeq and is a predicted model, not a curated record. Gene Ontology annotation, biological process: regulation of translation. Lineage: Eukaryota; Viridiplantae; Streptophyta; Magnoliopsida; Poales; Poaceae.
UUAUUUAUACCAUUUCCGCGUCCCCCCACCCUCCUCCCCCGCUUUCCCAAUCGAGGCGAGCACCGCAAUUGCAGGGUUCCGGAGGCCGAAUAAAAAAGUUUGGCCUCUCCCCGCAAAAAAGUAAAAAACCCAAAACAACCAUCCACCAGCGCAUCGCGGCACCGCGAGCGAGCGAGCGGAGGGAGGGAGGUGGAGAGCAAAAGUUCGAUAAAAGGAGAGGAGGAGACGAAGCGUCGAAGCCCAAGUAACAUCCCCCCAACCUCCGCCUCCUCCUCCUCCCCCUCCUCCCAUGCCCGCAUCGAGAUCUUAGCCGCGCCGGAGAUCGAGAGGGAGGAGCGGCGACGCGGGCGCCCCCGAUCCCUCCUCCUCGCCGCCGCCGCCGCCGGCGGCGCCGGAGCAGCAGCAGCCGACGACGACGACGACCGCCGCAGCAGCCGAUCGGUAAGUGAUCCGAUCCGCCUGCGUGCCCGGGCCCCGGGUCCGAUCGGCGGCGGAUCGCGGCCGGAUCUGGUACGGAUCGCGGCGAGGGGCGGCCGGAUCUGGGGGAGGAGGGGAGGGGAGGACGCGAUGGAGGCGGACUCCGGGAAGCUCUUCGUCGGCGGCAUCUCGUGGGAGACGGACGAGGACCGCCUCCGCGAGUACUUCAGCCGGUUCGGGGAGGUCACCGAGGCCGUCAUCAUGCGGGACCGCAACACCGGCCGCGCCCGUGGGUUCGGCUUCGUGGUCUUCACCGACGCAGGCGUCGCCGAGCGGGUCACCAUGGAUAAGCACAUGAUCGACGGGCGCAUGGUGGAAGCGAAGAAAGCUGUUCCCAGGGACGACCAGAGCAUCACCAGCAAGAACAAUGGCAGCAGCAUAGGGUCACCUGGACCAGGCCGUACUAGAAAGAUCUUUGUUGGAGGCUUGGCCUCUAAUGUUACUGAGGUUGAAUUUAGAAGGUAUUUUGAGCAAUUUGGUGUGAUUACGGAUGUGGUUGUCAUGUACGACCACAACACGCAGAGGCCUAGGGGCUUUGGAUUCAUCACCUAUGACUCAGAAGAUGCGGUGGACAAGGCACUGCACAAGAACUUCCAUGAGCUGAAUGGUAAGAUGGUUGAGGUCAAGAGAGCUGUUCCAAAGGAGCAAUCACCUGGACCUGCUGCACGUUCACCUGCGGGAGGGCAGAACUAUGCUAUGAGCAGGGUCCAUAGCUUCUUGAAUGGUUUCAACCAGGGUUAUAACCCAAACCCUAUUGGAGGUUAUGGCAUGAGGGUUGAUGGAAGGUAUGGUCUGCUUACAGGCGCACGGAAUGGAUUCUCUUCAUUUGGCCCUGGUUAUGGAAUGGGCAUGAAUUCUGAAUCUGGGAUGAAUGCGAAUUUUGGCGCCAAUUCUAGUUUUGUCAAUAACUCCAAUGGGCGGCAGAUAGGUUCAUUCUACAAUGGUAGUUCAAACAGAUUAGGUAGUCCUAUUGGUUAUGUUGGUCUUAAUGAUGAUUCAGGAUCACUAUUGAGUUCAAUGUCAAGGAAUGUUUGGGGUAAUGAAAAUCUGAACUACCCAAACAACCCCACAAACAUGAGUUCUUUUGCACCAUCUGGAACUGGAGGUCAAAUGGGUAUUACCAGUGACGGUAUUAAUUGGGGAGGGCCUACUCCUGGCCAUGGAAUGGGCAACAUUUCAAGCCUUGGGCUGGCUAACCUUGGCCGUGGAGCUGGAGACAGUUUUGGCUUGCCUUCUGGCAGCUAUGGAAGGAGCAAUGCAACUGGUACCAUUGGUGAACCCUUCUCUGCACCACCCAAUGCAUAUGAAGUGAACAAUGCAGAUACAUAUGGCAGCAGCUCCAUUUAUGGAGACUCAACUUGGAGGUUCACGUCAUCUGAGAUUGAUAUGCCUCCUUUUGGUAAUGACCUUGGAAAUGUUGAUCCAGAUAUCAAAUCAAACAUACCAGCAAGUUACAUGGGCAACUAUACUGUUAAUAAUAAUCAGACAAGCAGAGGUAUCACUUCCUAGCGAGAGUACUAUUAUAUUCAUAUAUGACUUGGGAUAGAUGAAAGAAGCAUUAUAUCAGGUAUUCAGGUGCAUGACUAUGAAUUGGUGAUAUCAGGUUAAUAUACGGGUUAGUUAAUUGUUUCUAGCUAACCAGAGGUGUGGUUUAUGGACACCACCAUGCUAGAGGAGCGAAUACAAACGUUUUGUGAAGGUUUCAGAUUUUAGUUUAAUUCCUACAUGUAUUAGGUCUUGGUUUUUGAAUGAGAUGUGCAGUGGUGAUUGCGGCACAUACUUAGAGUGUUCCAACAUAAGCUGGAAUCCUGUCAUAUGGACAAACUUGUAUACCAAAGGAAUGCUUUAUUAUCUUGCCCAUUUAUGGCUACAUUAGCUCGCUUGUUUUCAUUCCCUUUUUAACCAAUUCCAUUUGUAUACUAGAGAUCUGCUUGACUUACUAGUGAAACUAUUCGGGGACGCCGAUCCUAUCUUUGCAGUUGGCUCCCAGAAAUAAAGCCACCAAAAGUGCAUACUUAUUUGUUCUA